GAUCUAAAGCACUAUAGGAGAUUGAAUGGCUAUACGCUUUUCACUUUGGUAAAUAAGAAAAAGUACGGAAAUAUUGCUCCUGGUAUGCAACCUGAAGAUUGCAUCGAAAGCGGCUCAAAAAACAGGCCCUGGCAGGCUCUCUGGUCAACUCUGCCAGAAAAAUCUCGCCGGGAAUGGAAAUCAAAGGCUCGAAGAUUGCUGAAGCAAACCCAGGCGCACCAGAAGCGAGAGGCUGGUGAUGAAGGUAGACGGGCUGCUGAGCGUCGACGUCUUCAAAGCCAAUUAGCGAGAUCCAAGACAAAUACUUUCGCACUCAUUGAUCUGGCUGCCCAUUUUCAGCUCUUAAGCGAGCGAAUGACUGGCCUGGCUAAUCAAGUAUCACAAUAUCGAGUAAUUUCAAAUUUAGCAUACACUCUUAAUAAUAGCGCUGUAGGUAGUUUAGCAAUGGUGUAUCGGUUUAUGUCUAAUUUAUUUAGUAGUCUUCUUUGA
Molecule: messenger RNA, 489 nt
Organism: Protopolystoma xenopodis
Lineage: Eukaryota; Metazoa; Platyhelminthes; Monogenea; Polystomatidea; Polystomatidae
Source: the annotation of a GenBank genome assembly